Molecule: messenger RNA, 2495 nt
Organism: Bursaphelenchus okinawaensis
Lineage: Eukaryota; Metazoa; Nematoda; Chromadorea; Rhabditida; Aphelenchoididae
Source: the annotation of a GenBank genome assembly
AUGCCAGUAAAGUUUAACUUUGAGCUGAAAUGGGGCGACGCGGCUAGAAAAAAGGCGGACGAUGAAAAGAAAAAGGCAGAAGAAGCGAAGAAAGCCGCGGCCAAGGGAUUGCCAGCUGCUAACGUCGGCAACCAGGAUUCAUCUUCAAGUUCGUCGGAUGGGGAGGAUGGUGAGUUUUGACCUUUUUUAUAUGACCUAUUGCCUUUUUGACAGUAUUUUUGAGUAUAAGAAUUUACAGCCUGUGGUAUCACGACUAAUUGCUUUAUUAACUUUAAUUUUAGGUAAUAAAUAUUAUUUUUGGAAAAUUUGAGAUGAAUGUCUUUGUGUUCUGAUAAUUUUAUUUACUAUUUUAGGUAACAAAAAUUCUUUUUAACGCGUAUAGGCUUUAAAUGGUCAUUCUUUUGUUAUUUUAGGUAAAACCUUAUUUAAAUCGUUAUUUUUACAUUGUUUUAGGUAACAAAACUUGAUUUUUUUCCAUUUCAGCAAGGGACCAUGUCUUUUCUUUAUUUUUUAAAAAUUUGUCUUGAACAUACCUUUUUUAGCUUUAAACUUGGCUUUUUAGCUUUAGGCUUAAAUCAUGGUUAAAUUUUUUUCACCUUUUUUCAGGUGCGAGCAAGAAGCUCUUGCCAGUGCCAGCAAACGCCUUGAAUAAGGACGCGUUGAAGCCAGCAGAGUUUGAAAAACCGUCCAAAAUUCAGGAUGCUUCGAAAAUAUUGUCCCAAGCGCCUGGCCAAAAAACCGGAUCACCUGCCCAAAAGCCUGAAUCACCGGCCCAAAAACCUGAAUCUCCAGCACAAAAACCCGAGUCUCCGGCACAAAAACCUGAGUCUCCAGCACAAAAACCAGAAUCUCCGGCACAAAAGGACGAUGCUGUGUCGCCGGCGGCGGAAAAGAAGAUUGAAGAGUACAAGAAGCCACCAACACCGGCCGCUCCCAAACCCGAUGAAGAUGUGAACGAGGACCAGCAGAAGAAAAUGGCAAACACCAAGAGCAAGCGGCAAACUCGUGCCAAAUCGGCCGCUAGUACAGCCGUUAGUACAAUUGAGCCUAAAACUAUAUUUUUUGUAGAUUAUUAACUUUUUAUUCGUUUAACCUUCUUAAAUGUCGUAUUUCAGUCUGUAAAACAGAAGAAACCGAGCGUAGGUACGGCGGAGAAAAUUGUCAAAGACACCAAUAUUGAAUCGUCAGGUGUAGAUGAUAAGGGUAUGGUAGUUUUUAUAGGGAUAAGUCUUUAUAUUGAAUGUUUAAAGCUAUUACUUUGGGAGGGUAUAGAAGAAUAUUAUUACCUUUGUGUAACGAUGACAUAUUUUUUAGAGAAAGAUGAAAUCAACGGCGCGGCCGAAGACGAAGAUUACGCUGAACUGAGGGAAGAAAUUGAAAAGUUUUUCUUCUUUGAUGUGAGUUUUGAACCUGUUUUUUUAAUAUAAAUGGCUGCUUUUUAAAAAUUUGUUGAGCUAAGCCUAUAUUUUCUAAUCCUAAGCUUGUUAUGUCAUGCCUUUUAAGCAUGAGACUUAAAUUACUAAAAUGUGAUUAAUUUUUUGACAUUUUAGUACAAUCCAGUGAUAAAGGACGCGACCAGCACGGUACUGUUUAUGACGCCCGGCGAAAACGUCAAAUCCAUCUUUCCGUCAUGGCACGUAUUAUCCAACAAGUACGGCGUCUAUCACAAGUACAACGCCAACAUGCCGGACUCAGUACCGUCACGACGAUUGGGCCUGAAAUGCUUCAAGUACGACCCGCCACUGACCAAAGGGGGCGCCUCCGAAGCCUAUCGAAUGGCCAUUUCGAUGAAGCGUUCACGCCAGGCCGUCACCAAGAUUUACUCAGCCCCAGCGUUGGCAUGCGUGGAAACCGGCUCCAUCAUCGCCAAGGUCUUGAUUGAUGGUGGGGUGAACAUUGAACAUGGCCUGGACAACCUAACAACCGUCGACGGCCACGAACGGUUCGUCUACAUGUCAAUUCGCGACUUUGAGAAGGCCAAUUACCGUGUGAACCCGCUCUACAAGAGCUGCCAAUCCCCCACCUACCGUGUCACCACCCCCAUCACUGACGAAGUUUUGGCUACACGGAAUCAGAACACAAUUGAUGCCAUCGUGAAGGAGAACAGGGUGGAUGCAGUGAUUGUCAUUGCUGAGAGGCGUGUCAUCAUGAAUAUGAUUUGUAAACUGAUUGGGAUCAAGGGAUACCCAGUGAUUGAUGAGCCGGUAAUCGAAAGACUGCUCCCAGAUACUGCAGUUGUUUCCUUGAAGCAAAAAAUUGUGGUGAGUUGGGACGAAUUUUUUGGAUUUUAAAUAUUUUUUAAAUUAAAAAUUUUUUUUUGCAAAAUUUUGGCAUUUUUUGAAAUUUCAAGCUCUUCAGCUCUAUUCUUCUAAUUUCAGGGCUCAAAAAACUACGAUUUCACUACGGACGGACAAAUUGUGCCAUUUACAACCGCCACUUUCUCAAACUACGUCGACGUUGCCGAGAUCAAAAAGUACUUUACUGGAUCGGGAUAA